CGUCGUCCAACGAGAGCCAUUCGUCUUCCCCAGGCCCAGGAGCCGCGCACGAAGCACGAUGCCCACUUCGACGCUUCCACCGUCGAAUCCACCCCUCGGUCGCGCUCAGCAGCGGGGCUGGGGGAGAGAAAAAUCUAGCUAGCUAGCUAGCUUCCCCUCCCUCUUCCUCGUCUCUGUGCCAAGCCGGGGCAGAGCCGAUCGAGCACGCAAGCGAGAUACUGUACCCUGGGUAAGGGCGAGGACAGGCGCCAUGCUCCACCUGCUCCCGCUCUCCUUCUCCGCCCAGUGCCGGCCGCCGCGCCGCCGCUUCGUCCUCGACGGCGCCUCGUCCCAGAGACCCGGGCCAGGGCUCGGAGCUCUCGGGGGUAGCAUUAGAGUCCGGAGGCGGGCGCUCCGCGGCGGGACCGACGUCCAGCCCGACACCCCCUCCUCGUCGUCGCAUCGGGACGGGGGUGAGCCGCCGCACUCAGAAGCCGGAGAUGGGGACGACGGCAGCGGGGCGUUGCUGGCGUCGGUCAGGCAGCUGCUGCUGGACGACGCGGCGGAGGGGAAAGAGGAGCCGGGGCAGUUCCCCAAGCGCUGGGCCAUCGUCUUCCUCUGCUUCUCCGCCUUCCUCCUCUGCAACAUGGACCGUGUAAACAUGAGCAUUGCCAUCAUGCCCAUGUCCGCCGAGUUCGACUGGAACCCGCAGACCGUCGGCCUCAUCCAGUCAUCCUUCUUCUGGGGCUACCUCCUAACUCAGAUAGCUGGAGGGAUAUGGGCAGACAAAGUUGGGGGGAAGACUGUUCUUGGCUUCGGCGUGAUUUGGUGGUCUGUGGCAACAGCUCUUACGCCUAUUGCGGCAAAGCUAGGCUUGCCAUUUCUCCUUGUUGUGCGUGCUUUCAUGGGAAUUGGUGAGGGGGUUGCCAUGCCUGCGAUGAAUAAUAUCCUUUCAAAAUGGGUUCCUGUAUCAGAGAGAAGCAGAUCAUUGGCUCUAGUAUAUAGUGGGAUGUACCUUGGAUCAGUGACAGGACUUGCAUUUUCCCCAUUCCUGAUACAUAAGUUUGGAUGGCCAUCUGUCUUCUACUCCUUCGGGUCUCUCGGAACUGUUUGGUUCGCGACAUGGGUGACCAAGGCUUAUAGUACUCCACUUGAGGAUCCAGGGAUUAGCGCUGAAGAAAAAAAGCUUAUCACUACUCAAACCACAUCUGGAGAGCCUGUUACAACAAUUCCAUGGAGACUAAUAUUGUCGAAACCGCCUGUUUGGGCUCUUAUUGUUUGUCAUUUUUGCCAUAACUGGGGAACUUUCAUCUUGCUGACAUGGAUGCCUACAUACUACAACCAAGUUCUGAAAUUCAACCUCACGGAGUCCAGUCUUUUCUGCGUCCUUCCCUGGCUAACAAUGGCGAUAUCUGCAAAUGUUGGUGGUUGGAUUGCAGACACACUUGUUAGUAGAGGAACAUCAGUGACCACGGUUCGUAAGAUCAUGCAAUCAGUUGGAUUCUUAGGGCCAGCAUUUUUCCUCACUCAAUUGAGCCAUAUUGAUUCACCCGCACUGGCAGUCUUGUGCAUGGCUUGUAGCCAGGGAACUGAUGCGUUUUCGCAGUCUGGUCUGUACUCGAAUCAUCAAGAUAUUGGUCCUCGAUACGCUGGUGUACUACUUGGUCUCUCCAACACAGCUGGGGUUCUAGCUGGUGUAUUUGGCACAGCAGCAACAGGAUACAUCUUGCAGCAUGGUUCUUGGGACGAUGUCUUCAAAUUGUCUGUCGUUCUGUAUCUUAUUGGGACUGUGGUGUGGAAUGUAUUUUCAACUGGCGAGAAAAUCAUCGAUUAAUAUGUGUAUUAUAUCCUGCUUACUGCUCACAACGACAGAGACACCUCGAUCGACAACUUAUUCCUGCUAGUAGGUGCCACCCUUCCUGGACAAGUGGACAUAACCAUUCUUGGUGUGCAGCUGAAAAUUACUGGAAAGAAAGCAAGCAGCAGACUGCCAGCUCUUAGGUGGUGCUGAGCAUAUGGCCCGCAACAGGGGAAGUAUGUACAACUGAAACCCCGCGACACGAGAAGUACGUGCCAUUCAAACUCCAGAAAACUCAGGACCUCGAUUCGCAGAUAUAUCAUGGGUUGAGCUUAGGAAUGCGCAGCGGCCAGAUGUAUACUGUGCAAGUGAUUAUAGGUAUCCUGUACAUAUUCAUCAUACCCCGUAGCGUUUUUGACUUGCGAAUCUCUUUUUUUUUUUUUGUUGAAUAGCUUAUUUCUGUAACAAAUCAUUCGGUUUCCUGAUUAGGUCAGGAUAUUACUAACAAAAUGCAACGAUUUUUUAUGAAUAUGUACCAGUUAAGUUCUGAAUAUAGUAAAGUUCCAUUUCUACCA
Molecule: messenger RNA, 2352 nt
Organism: Brachypodium distachyon (stiff brome)
Lineage: Eukaryota; Viridiplantae; Streptophyta; Magnoliopsida; Poales; Poaceae
Product: probable anion transporter 1, chloroplastic
Exons: 10
Coding region: 251-1813 (520 amino acids)
Biological process (GO): transmembrane transport
Molecular function (GO): transmembrane transporter activity
Source: RefSeq, a predicted model, not a curated record